AUCUUGUGGGACGGACAAAGCAGAAGGGUCAGUUACCCUUCCGGAGGGAGCCCCGGCUGGUGCCUGACCUCAGAACCCAGCUCCCAGCCCCAGAGGGACCAGUUCAGCAUGGUGCUAACUCUCCUUCUGCCUGUGCUGGCCUCUCUCCUUCCCCGGCCGGUGUUCCCUGCAGCUAAACACCCAGCUCCAGUCUUCUCCGUGCAUCCCCAGAAGGAUGAAUACCUGCUCGGAGACACCGUGGGCCUCACAUGCACUGCCCCCCCUGCGAGGGAUCAGGUGUCGUCAUUCCAAUACUACAGCAACAUGGCAUGGGCUGUUUCAGCCAGAGCGUCCUCCAGGCGGGAACACACCUACAACCUCAACAUCACGGAGUCACGGAGUGCGGGUUUGUACAGCUGUAGCUAUUACACAGGCAAGUCUGGUCAUUUCGUCCCGUCCUAUGAGAGCAACCGAAUCAACAUCAGAGUCAAAGACCCCCCUCCAGAGCCGACGCUGAGUGUGGAUCCCCCAUCUGGCGUGGUGAGCGAAGGGCACCCCCUACACAUCACCUGCAAGGCCCCCGGGGACGCCAGACAGCUGAGGUUUCACUUCUACCAAGAUGGAGCCAAGAUCGUCCCUGGGGACGUUGGGUCUGAGAUCAGCACUGCGGCGCCAAGGACCAGCUCUAUGACAGUCUCUGUGCUCAGAAUCCCGCAGGCUGACACCAACAGCACCGGGGAAUACACCUGCCGGUACGAGGCGAAAGAGAGCGGGAGAUGGAUCCUGUCCACCAGGAGCCAGGCUGUGACUGUUACCUUGAAAGAUCCUCCCCCACGGCCAGUGCUGACUGUGGAUCCCCCUUCAGGAGGGGUGAACGAAGGGUUCCCCCUGCUCAUCACCUGCACAGCCCCUGGGGAUGCCGGCGAAUGGAGGUUUCACUUCUACAAAGACGGAGCAAAGAUUAUCCCCAAGGAGCCCAGCACCAGCUCUAGGAAUGUCUCUGUGUUCAGCAUCCCACGGGCUGGUCUCAGCAAUGCCGGGGAAUUCACCUGCGGGUACGAGGAGAAUGUGAAUGGGAGGUGGGUCCCAUCCCCUAGGAGCUUGCCUGUGAACGUCACCGUGAAGGAUCCCCUUCCCUUGCCUGUGCUGAGCAUGGAUCCCCCGUCUGGAGUGGUGAGCAAAGGGCUCCCCUUAGUCAUCACCUGCACGGCCCCCGGAGAUGCACGAGAGUGGAGGUUUCACUUCUACAAGGAUGGAGCCGAGAUUAUCCCCGGGGACAUGGUGUCGGAGAUCAGCACCAUAGAGUCCAGCACUGACUCUCUGAUGCUCACUUUCCCACGGGCUGGUCCUGAGAGCACUGGGAAAUUCACCUGCAGUUACGAGGAAAACGUGAGCGGGAGGUGGAUCCCGUCCCCCAGGAGCCAGGCUGUGAAUGUCACCAUGAAGGAUCCCCCUCCCCAACCAGUACUGAGCAUGGAUCCCUCAUCCGGAGUGGUGAGUGAAGGGCUCCCCCUGCUCAUCACCUGCAUGGCCCCCGGAGAUGCACGAGAGUGGAGGUUUCACUUCUACAAGGAUGGAGCCGAGAUUAUCCCCGGGGACAUGGUAUCAGAGAUCAGCACCACAGAGUCCAGCACUGACUCUAUGAUGCUCACUUUCCCACGGGCUGGUCCUGAGAGCACUGGGGAAUUCACCUGCAGUUACGAGGAAAACGUGAGCGGGAGGUGGAUCCCGUCCCCCAGGAGCCAGGCUGUGAAUGUCACCAUGAAGGAUCCCCCUCCCCAACCAGUACUGAGCAUGGAUCCCCCAUCCGGAGUGGUGAGUGAAGGGCUCCCCUUGCUCAUCACCUGCAUGGCCCCUGGUGACAUCAGUGAGUGGAGGUUUCACUUUUACAAGGAUGGAGCCAAGAUUAUCCCCAGGGACAUGGUGUCGGAGAUCAGCACCACAGAGCCCAGCACUGACUCUAUGAUGCUCACUUUCCCACGGGCUGGUCCUGAGAGCACUGGGGAAUUCACCUGCAGUUAUGAGGAAAACGUGAGCGGGAGGUGGAUCCCGUCCCCCAGGAGCCAGGCUGUGAAUGUCACCAUGAAGGCUAUCGGGUCUCUGCCCAUCCCCCUGGUGGCUGGGUGCGCUGGUGCUGCCGUGGGUCUGGUUCUGCUGCUGCUUCUCGUCUGUCUCUUCAAGAGGAUGAAGAAAGGUUCCAAGUGGGCGUGGAGGAGGAGAGCCCAGAACGAUGGCUCCAUCAGCAGUUACUCACCUAUGUCUCUGGCAAUGAUCAACCCAGACACUCUGUAACCUCCAGCGGAAAUUACACCCCCCUCAGCCCCUUGCCUCCCUGUCCCCCGCAACAUCAUAGGACCUACGAAGAUCCGUGAAGCUUACCACACUCACUGUGCUUAUCCUCCCACGGUCUCCUUCACGCCGGUGGGCACACACCGGGUCUCCAGCCGAAAACAUCCCUGGCAAAACGAGAUGUGAUGGUGUCUCUUUGCCUGCUGCAGAGAGACUGGGACAGUUUGAAAGGAAGGAAGAAAUUUCGACUCUCCUAACUUCUCAGCAAAUCUCCCCUUUACCAGGAACAUUCAAACUGAUGAAAAUCUCUGUAAAUUUCCUGUCUCCUGUUGGUCAUUAAACCGCCCUUUUAACCUCC
Messenger RNA from Mauremys mutica (yellowpond turtle), 2626 nucleotides. RefSeq names its product alpha-1B-glycoprotein-like. NCBI's taxonomy places the organism in Eukaryota, Metazoa, Chordata, Testudines, Geoemydidae. Gene Ontology annotation, biological process: cell surface receptor signaling pathway. The transcript has 10 exons. The record is from RefSeq and is a predicted model, not a curated record. Gene Ontology annotation, molecular function: transmembrane signaling receptor activity. The coding region runs from base 109 to 2271 and encodes 720 amino acids.